AUGACCCAACAACUCUACUAUAUUCGUCUACUCAAACCACCUCCGAACACUAUUGUUCCUGGGCAACCAUUCAGUAUUGUGUGGACUGUCGACAAUGAUCUUGGCGAGAUGCCAUUCUUGCAACCAUUGAGCGUCACUUGCCAUUUGCUAAGCAACAAUGCAACAGCUCGUUUUGCUUCAACGGCAUCAAAAAGUAUCAACCUUGAAUAUGACCCUUUUAAGGGUGGUGGCAUGGUGCGUAGCAACUUGACAAUCACUGGAACCCUUCAACACCCCCAACAACAACAAAUACAACUUGUGCUCACCUGUAGCAACAACAACAGCAACAGCAACCUCAAGAACAAGACCUCUCAUUCUACAUGGCAUCUUGCACAACAAGCAAGUGAUGAUACAUGGAUUAUUCCUGUAUGGUCACAACCCGUGCAUCUUGGAAGAUCAAGUGAUAUGGAAACCUCGCGUGAAUGUGAGCGACAGCUCAUUGUGGGCCCUGAUAAGAAGAUUGUCAAGAUACACGAAAGCACGGGCCACACGAUGGCUGACCAUGUUUGGGAUUGUGGAAUAUGGCUAUGUCAUUAUCUUGCUCAUUAUUCGCCAUCAAAGCGAUAUGAUCAUGUGCUUGAACUUGGAAGUGGAACAGCGAUCGCUGGGAUCUAUGCUGCACAUGCAUUGUCACCUACGUUGAUGUAUUUGACUGAUCUUCCAGAAGCCGUAUCUUCAAUCCAGGACAAUGUGGACCGUCAACAAUGGGACAAUCAUCAAAAGGUGGUCGUUGAAGCAUUAGAAUGGGGAAAGGAUGAUCAGCAAGUGAUGGACAAUGACAACUUGGACCUCGUGAUUAUCAGCGACUUGUUAUACAACCAAUCCAGCCAUGAUUUAUUGAUUGAUACGCUUCAAAGAUUGAUGGAUCGACACCCUGGAGUGGAAACAUUGCUGAUCUACAAGCCAAGAUACCCCAAUGAAGAACGUGUGUUUUUUGACAAGAUCCAAAAGUUGGGUUGGCGUUGCACAUUGGAUACAACCACAGUUGAUUGCUCUCCUUGCGAAGUUUACUGGAUAGACAUUGGUAGUGGAAAGAAGGGCUGUUCAUUAUAG
Messenger RNA from Lichtheimia ornata, 1092 nucleotides. RefSeq lists its product as uncharacterized. The coding region runs from base 1 to 1092 and encodes 363 amino acids. The record is from RefSeq and is a predicted model, not a curated record. The transcript is spliced from 3 exons. Lineage: Eukaryota; Fungi; Mucoromycota; Mucoromycetes; Mucorales; Lichtheimiaceae.